Messenger RNA from Aaosphaeria arxii CBS 175.79, 4062 nucleotides. Its product is annotated as DUF726-domain-containing protein. The transcript is spliced from 3 exons. The record is from RefSeq and is a predicted model, not a curated record. Bases 272 to 3823 code for a protein of 1183 amino acids. Lineage: Eukaryota; Fungi; Ascomycota; Dothideomycetes; Pleosporales.
CGUACUCGGACUAAAGCAACUGGCGGGCGGAAUCCUCCCUCCUCAAGUCCCCCAGCACCGCCUUUGUCUUGCCCGCCUGCGGAUUUUGCGAAGGAUGCUGUGACGAACGAAAACAACCCCAUGUACAUAAGAAGAAGAGGACAUUCUGGCCCCAAGAAAAGUUUCGAAACACGCUGCGCUCUUCUUGUCUCCGCGCACCUCCCACACCGCCUGGCUACACCACCUUGUAGUCCGUUCGCUCCCCCCUCCAUGCGCAUAGGAGAGCUCCACCAUGCCCAACGAGCCCGUAUCCGGCGAACCCCCUAUCGCAGAAUCGAAAGAUACCACAGCGCCCACGACGAGUAGCCAGCCGCCCAAGGAAGUCAAGCAGGAGGUCGAGUAUGACGAUUUCGGACUCCCUAUUCGCAAAGCCCGCCCGAGGGCGCCGGUAGAGAGCGAUUCGGAUGAGGAGGAACAAUUCCAGGAUGCGGUAGCUUCUUCUUCUAAGGGGUCGGUCAAGGAGAAGGUUGAGAUUCUGGAAAAGAAGGUGGAGGCAGAAAUUGCAGAAAAAUUGCCGGAAAAGGGAAAGGAGAAGGUCGUUGGUGCGGAGGUUCAGGAGAAGCUUGCUGACUCGGAGGUUCACCAGAAAGUUGCAAGCUUGGAGGAGAAAGAGAAGGUAGCUGGCUCUGAGGAGAAAGGGAAAGUAGCUGACUUGAAGGAGAAAGAGAAGGCUGCCGGCUCCGAGGAGAAAGUCGUUGGUGAACAGAAUACACCGGACACAGCACAAGAGAAGGAGAAAAUAGAAAAUGAAGCCGAGGAGAGCCCAGGAAUUGGACACCAAGGGCAAGCUUCAGUACAAUCGCAAGACGCGGCUCAGGGUUCCAAGUCCCAUUCAAGAAAUGAGAAUAGUGUCUCGGGUUUUUCCCACCAACCGCUUGUUCCCGCAAAACAAGAGAACGAAGCCGGAAAAGAAGACGAUGACGGCGGUUGGCAGACCAUGCCUGCAUACGCACACUAUGAUAUGUACGAUGACGAUAAUAAGCUCAUUGCACGAGAGAACGCAGAGGAAUUGGAGGAUAUGAGUGGCUAUGGCAAUCUGGGAGGCGCUGCAAAGGGAUAUACUCGUGUCACUCUGGACGAUGAUGUCGAAUCCCAGACCAGUAUGGACGACAACACGGCCUAUCUUUUCAAAGAGAAAAACAACACAUUGUAUGAAGACGAUGACGAGGCAGCGAGGGAUCCGUUAUCUCAGAUGCAGACCACCAAAGAGCUUCUUACCGAAGGGCAGCGUGUUGCAUAUGUCGGCUUAGUGCGGCUUGCAAUGGUAGAAAUGCAGAAGAAAAUAACCGACCUCGAACGCACAAAGAGCGCGAAGAAGGUGCUGGAUCUAUCCCAGGAGACAUCCAUGAUGUGGUCUCAAAAAAUGAUGGUUCGACUUUAUUCUCACAUGGACAUCGAUGCUUCGGAACAGAUCAUGAUCGAACAGCUUUCACAACACGGUGUCAUACCAGACGACCUUACCCCUGCCCUUAUGCAGAACGCUCGUGUGAAGAAUCCCGCAAGGGAGGAAGAAGCCGAGUCCGUACUCUCUCCUGGCACACCAUCGAUGUCCUCUCCACGCCCUGAGUCCAUCAACGACAAGGAGAAGAGCGUCGAGCACCUAGGGUCAAGAUCGCCUUCCAUAACCUCUCCGCGACUGGAUUCUCUGCGUGAGAAAAACAAGUCAGCACUAUCACUCGAUUCGCCGGAUCCAAUUGCAACCCCUCCACCGCCCCCAUACCAAGAGCACGAGGGAGAAGAUUUACCAGCAGUGCGAACUCCUUCACAGUUGCCUGAUACUAAGAACAUUGACAUUGAUCUUCGUUGGACCGUGCUGUGUGAUCUCUUCCUUGUUCUCAUUGCAGAUUCGGUUUAUGACGCUCGCUCAAGAACACUACUGGAACAAGUAGGAAAAUACCUCAGCGUUGACUGGCUGGAGAUAUGCCGGUUCGAAAAGCGAGUCACUGAUGCUCUGGAGAUGCAAGAAGAAGCAGCCAAAGAGAAUUGGAACGAAGAUGAACAUAUCGAGGCACGGAGGAAGCGUGCACGCAAUAAGCGAAUUGCUCUGAUGGGUCUCGCAACUGUUGGCGGUAGUCUGGUCAUUGGCCUGUCUGCUGGAAUUCUUGCGCCCGUCAUCGGCACAGGUCUCGCCCUGGGAUUUGGCACCAUCGGUAUAGGAGGUACUGGUACCUUCUUGGCUGGCGCAGGAGGUGCCGCCAUCAUCACGACAACGGGUGUCCUCAGUGGAGGAACCAUUGCUGUCAGAGCCGCCGAUAGGCGAACCGGAGCCGUUCAAACGUUCGAAUAUCGGCCUUUGCAUAACAACAAGCGUGUCAAUCUGAUCGUUACAUUGGCAGGUUGGAUGAACGGCAAGGUUGAUGACGUCCGACUGCCAUAUAGUACAGUCGAUCCCAUCAUGGGUGAUAUUUACUCCGUUCUUUGGGAACCAGAAAUGCUACGGAGUAUGGGAGAUACUAUCAAUAUCCUAGCAACCGAGGCUUUGACGCAAGGAUUGCAACAAGUGUUGGGUAGCACUAUCCUCAUUGCACUUAUGAGUGCUAUUCAAUUGCCUGUUGCCUUGACGAAAUUGUCUUACCUCAUUGACAAUCCCUGGACGGUGUCACAAACUCGAGCAGACAUGGCAGGACUCAUCCUUGCGGACUCCCUCAUCGAACGCAACCUAGGCACACGACCCGUAACACUGGUUGGCUUCUCUUUGGGAUCCAGGGUCAUCUAUUCUUGUCUCAAAGAGCUGGCGAAACGAGGAGCAUUCGGUAUUGUCGAGAAUGUAUACAUGUUCGGAACGCCUGUUGUCGCAAAGAAAGAUGACUACAUCCGCGCCAGAGCAUUGGUUCCUGGACGAUUUGUGAACGGUUACGCAAAGAAUGAUUGGAUUUUAGGCUACUUGUUCAGAGCCACUGGAGGAGGUAUCUCGAGAGUUGCUGGUCUUGCAAGUGUUGACGUUCCCGGCAUAGAGAAUGUUGAUGUUACAGAGCAUGUGCCUGGACACAUGGCAUACAGAGCAGCAAUGCCAAAGUUACUGCGCGAAGUGGGAUGGAUUGUGGAAAGCGACGAAUUCACCGAAAUCGAAGAUCCAGAUCCAGAAAACCACGAAAAGAGGCAGCGGGAGCUUAUCAGCGAGAUCGAGGAGGCGAGGAGGGAAUUGGAGAAGAAGCAGGAAAAGAAGGGAUUCAGCUUCUGGCGGAAAAAGAAGGCCGAGAAGAAGGACUGGGAGGUAUACGACGAGAAAUCGCAAGCAGCUCCAGAGAACAAGCCCCCUGGCGAAAAUCCUGUCAUGUUUGACAUUGACGAACUUCGAAAGGAAGUUGCGCUGCUCUCUGCCGAAGGAAUCGAGAUCAAAGAGAUCAAGUCGACACUACCACCUAUGAAGAUAGACAUGGCGGCAACAAGCCCCUCUCCAUAUUCGACACUGCGCGAGACGAAAAGUUUCAACGAUAGCAUUGGCUCUCAACCGGGUGCCAGUGGCAGUGGAAGCAACCAAUAUCUUUCCAGCAACGGCGCUCACGAUCAGACCAAGAAGACGAGCUAUGACGAAUAUGACGAGUACGAAGAUGGAGGCAUGACGAUGACAUUCGAAACUUCCUUCAAGGACCCGCCUUCCAGUUCUAGGUUUCCCAGUCAUGAUGCCGACAAAUCUACAUGGGGUGCUAUGCCAGAGCGCCCGCAACUAAGGUCGGCUGCCACUUCUCCUAAUAUAAAUGCAGCACCGAGUUACAAUGCUUGGGCCGACGAGGACGACGAUGACUUUGGAAAAGAGAAGGAGAUCAAGAUGACUUUUGCAUAGACAACCUGUAUACUGUUACUCGGUGUAACCAACAUCAUUUGAGCGCGCAUUCAGGGACGGAGCAUUGGCGUUGUUAGUAGAGGCAUCGAUAGCCUCCACUAUUCUUCUUUCAUUUAAUGCGAUAUUAUUAUUGCGGCUACUCUGAAGAAGAUUUCUUGCCUUUAUAUUCAAUAAUCAGCCCUCUGAACGGGCAGUGUAUCUAACUAAGUGCAGAGCCAAAAAUACAUAUCAAUCCCAAC